Molecule: messenger RNA, 1180 nt
Organism: Zalophus californianus (California sea lion)
Lineage: Eukaryota; Metazoa; Chordata; Mammalia; Carnivora; Otariidae
Gene: PAGR1
Product: PAXIP1 associated glutamate rich protein 1
Exons: 3
Coding region: 386-1150 (254 amino acids)
Source: RefSeq, a predicted model, not a curated record
ACGGCAGCUGAAGCGGGGAAGUUUGGGGAGAGGGCGCCGGAUCCAGAUGUGAAGAGGGGCAGUGUGAAGGCGAGAAGAGCGGCUCCGCCCUUCUCCGGCCCAGAAAGUGGUUUCCGCUGGUCCCGGGGAAUCUCGGAGUACCGUAUCUGGAUCCGUGGGGCGGGGUCCUUGGAGGGGACUCAGCGCCCCCUCCUGGGAACCGGCGGUCUCGUCGCUGGGACCGCUGUUGGAGCCUCAUUGGUUGGAGACAAUCCCUGAACUCCUGGGAAACCCAAUCCCUUGGGAGAGUAGAGCGGGAGCCGCCGCCGCCCCCCCUCCCCCCCCCCGCCUCGGCUUAGUACUCCUGCAUCUCCUAUCAUCGCAAGGGCCCCUCCCCUAGUAGCCUAUGUCCCUUGUUCGUGGUCAUGGAGACAUUUCGGCCACCACGGCGGCGCCUCUUUCUGAAGAAGGGGAAGUGACCUCUGGCCUCCAAGCUCUGGCCGUGGAGGAUACUGGAGGCUCCUCUGCUUCGGCCAAUAAAGCCGAGGAAGAGGGGGAAGGAGGCCGGGAGGAGACCGAGCAUGAGGGGUCUGGGGCCGAGGAGGUGCAGGGAGAAGCCCCUAGCGCUGAAGGGGAAGAGCAUGCCAAGGGAGACUCCGAAGACUGGUGCGUGCCCUGCAGCGAUGAGGAGAUGGAGCUCCCCUCGGAUGGGCAGGCCUGGAUGCCGCCCCCCUCGGAAAUCCAGCGGCUCUAUGAACUACUGGCAGCCCACGGUACCCUGGAGCUUCAGGCUGAGAUCCUGCCCCGCCGGCCACCCACGCCUGAGGCCCAGAGUGAAGAGGAGAGAUCCGAUGAGGAGCCUGAGGCCAAAGAGGAGGAAGAAGAAAAACCGCACAUGCCUACAGAAUUUGAUUUUGACGAUGAGCCAAUGACACCAAAGGACUCCCUGAUUGACCGGAGACGCACCCCAGGAAGCUCUGCCCGGAGCCAGAAACGGGAGGCCCGCCUCGACAAGGUUCUCUCCGACAUGAAGCGACACAAGAAGCUGGAGGAGCAGAUCCUUCGUACUGGCAGGGACCUCUUCAGCCUAGACUCAGAGGACCCCAGCCCCACCAGCCCCCCGCUCCGGUCCUCAGGGAGCACUCUCUUCCCCCGGCAGCGGAAAUACUGAGCACUGCUGCUGCCUUUAGGGCGCAGAGCA